This is a messenger RNA of Ectocarpus sp. CCAP 1310/34, 1097 nucleotides long. The record is from the annotation of a GenBank genome assembly. Lineage: Eukaryota; Phaeophyceae; Ectocarpales; Ectocarpaceae.
AUGACGGUCAUGCAGAUUUGUUCGGCGACCGGCUGUGAUGUGAUAGGACUUCAGGAGACCCGACGAGAGGGGCAAGGUUCAAUUGCACACGACAGGACGGUGGAGUGCAAUCGCCCGAGGCUGAUGAAGGUGCGUCUACAAAUUGGCCGCACCUGCGGAGUAACUUUCGUGGUGGGGUACGCCCCCACGGAAACUGUCCGCACCAUCGCGGGCGGUGAUGUUAACGCCAAGGACUCCUCCGGACUGCUCUCGACGGAGCGAUCCGGGAGGAGGCGAGACGGGUGCUGCGAUGCCAAGAUUAUGGGCGCGUACGGACGCGACAUUAUGAACAACAACGGGGAGCGACUCCUUGGACUGGCAUCAGGCAACCAACUCUCCCUGACCAACACCUACUUCCGGAAACCGAAAGGUGGAGUGCAGCACACAUUCCAGAGCUCCAACAAGGGGAAGGAGAAGUACCGCCUCGACUUCAUCCUCAUGCGUCAGGCGGACCGGCGUUUCGUGCGCAAUGUCUCCGUCAAACGUGUCGACUUCAAAGACUCUGACCACAACCUCAUGCUUACGACUGUCCGCCUCCCCCCCCGUGUCGCACCCAACCGACGAGUGCGGGGGAACAGCGGAAGCAGCCGGAUCCGUAUCGACCUCGAGCGGUUGAGGAAGGACAAACACCUACGGGACGCCUUCCAAAACAGGGCCUCCAGCCGCCCUCCGCCCACGGCGCUCAGGCGGCCAACGGGAGAGACCGCCGCCGAGCUGACGGCUACGGUGAUGUCGGCCGCUGCUGAGACCGCGCCGCUGGCGAGGUGCGCACGAGGGCAGAGAGGCUGGUACACGAGCGAAGCGCAGCACGAGAUCUCCGAAGCGUCGAAGGAGAUUAAGGCGGCCCAGCAGCAACUGCGUGGGGCCUCAAAGAACAGCGCCUGCGAGGCGACCCUGAAGGCGAUGCUCAAGGCGGCGCGGAAGAAUGGCAGCAUCGCGAGGUGGAGAGCACUGGAAACGUUCUUCGAGGGCUAUGUACGGCAGCUCGAGAAGAAGAGCCGCGAGGGGGAUCAGGCGGGUUUCUACAGGCACCUGAAGAUGAUCGACGUCGAAGGUAA